This is a messenger RNA of Ictalurus furcatus (blue catfish), 2207 nucleotides long. RefSeq lists its product as uncharacterized. The transcript has 4 exons. The record is from RefSeq and is a predicted model, not a curated record. The coding region runs from base 353 to 655 and encodes 100 amino acids. NCBI's taxonomy places the organism in Eukaryota, Metazoa, Chordata, Actinopteri, Siluriformes, Ictaluridae.
CAGGAAAAAAUUGAACAGACGGAAGAAAUUCAGAAUGGUACGCCGCGUCCAUGCGGCUUAUUGACUUUGAUCUGUGUUUGGGAUCUACAAAACUGCUUCAUUUUCAGUUGUUUGAGAGACCCAGGGUACGUGUUUUGGGAGAAAAUUCAUUCUGGGAUGCAGUGCAUGGUUGUUAGCGUUUUGUAAAUGCACGAACUGUGAUUAGAUCUCACUGGUUGGAUUGGAUUGUUCAGUUCAGAGUCCCGGAAAUACAUUUCAGCCUUCAGAGGCUGUGUCUAAUACAUAAAGGAGGAUUGACCUAGUCAGUAACCCUGUUGAAGAGAGGAAGGGCGGUUGGAGAAAACUCCUCAUCAUGUCCAUGGAUUAUGUAAAUCCUUUAGUGCAGAAUAAGAGACAGCGGGAGGAAGAGCACAGCCAGUGGGACUGCCAGCCGAAAAGAGCAUGCACUGGACUGGGAAGAUGCAUCGAGGUCAGAUGUGAUGUUGUGAUGGACAGCCCAAUGGACUCAUGGGACACUCCACAAGUUGGCCAUCAAAACAGCGCCAAUGCAAAUCACCACGUCACCACUAUGGUUCUUGGCACAGCUCAGCAAUCCUGUCCGAGAUGCAUGGCAGGAGAACCGGGCCAUAUAAAUCAUAUCAUGCAGAGGUAUUGAUCACAAGGUCAGACAGGUCCUGGAGAGGAUGAAUAAGGAAGCAGACUGCACGGAUCGCUGGGAGUGGAGGAGCAGCCUGCACUUUGGCCAGUUCAUAUCACAGCACAUCUUGUGCCUUAUUUAUAACCACAAGUACUUGACUUCUCAGUUCUAAUGUAGCCUGUGUGUGUGUUUUUAAAAUCAGCACUUAAAUGACUGCUGAUUUAAUGUAAGGGCUGGCCACAGGUAUUUACUAGUAAUUUCAGGUUAACACAUUCAAUAUGAGUGCUAAUUUAAGUACUACUACAGUGUAGUUUGCAGGGCAUUCAAUGAUUUUAAAGAAAUCUGUAUUUCAUUGAAUUCAUUUGUGUAUUUAGUAUAGACCAAAUGUGUUUCAAAUUAUUACUAUAUCUUGUUUUGUUUUGUUUUUCAAAAGUAUUACACAAUGCAAUGAUGCAUUUUUAGGUGAUUUUGUAGAAAUAUUUCAAAGGGAAUGUUUUAUUAAAAACAGGAAUAGCCAUUGAAUUUUCUUGUUUUUAACCAAUUCCAUUAAUUUAGUUAUAAACUGUAUAAUAUUGUACUGUGUGUAUAUACAGUAGAGAUUGGUCCUUGUAAAAUCUGGCAAGUGGUUAAAUUUGCACUGAAAGCCAUUGUUUGAUUAUAAAGGUUUUUUCCCCAUUUCUUUCUUUUUUUGUUGUUGUUGCAUUUUUAACAUUUAAAAACAGUAUUUAUAUACUGAUGUUAUUUUUCCCUGUUGCAAAUGCUGUUAUGUGAAUAAUUACUUGCGAACAUGAGGGAAAGAAAUCACAGAUAUAUUUUUUUUUUGUAACAAUUUAUAACAAUGUAAUUAUGUAACACUUGACAUAAAGUCUAAUUUGAGUAACAUGUUGUUUGCUGUUUAUACACGAUAUGUUGGUUUUGUUGUUAGAAUUCCAUGCAGAGCAAUACUUCGAGUACACUCGAAAAGGUUCCUCAAGGGUAGUUAGAACUUAUAAGGUUUUAUAUAGAACCAAUAAGAGUUCCUUAAGAGGAUAACUGAAGAACUUUUUUUUCCCCCCUAAACAUGUGCUUUCCACAACGAACACCAGGUGGUGCCAUGACCCUCAGAACAUCCAACUACCUACACGGCACAUUUAAUUAAUCGCCACAUUGCUCAGACCUGAAAUGCAUAAUCGCAAAUUAUUAUAACAAAAGAUUUCUGGCAUGUUCAACUGAAUUCAUCACAAGGAAACCUGCCUAGAGUUUGGUUGUGCUAUGAUUUGUUCUGCUAAAUUGAAUCUACAUCUCAUAAACUAUGAUUUAGUUUUCAAACAGGAAACAGAAAAUAUACAUUUGACUUUAUUGUGGCACUGAUGAAAGGCAAAGCUUUUUAUCCAUAUUCUCGGAGGAGAUGUGCUUCACAAUUUGACAUAAGCGUCUUUCAUCCAAUUUAGCCAGCUCGGUCUAGUGCUGGUCUACGUUUUAUGACUCCCUCAUAAAAUAGCCCUCCCAUUCCACAGACUUAUAAUGCUGCCUGUGUUGCAAUGAAUUCAUAAGUCAUAGUUUCUGCACUUGUAAGUUAUAAAGGAAUUAU